GGAUCGAUUUUAGUCUCAACUCGUAAUCCAACCCGAUAUAUAGUGAUUUAUGAUUGUUUUUUAGGCCAAUUUAAUUCAACCUAAAAGUUUUGUGAUUGGGUUGAUCGGUUCGGUUGAGUAACUCAAAAUCCAACCCGUUGCAAGUAAGUUUUUCUGCUAGUUUAGCCCAUUCCUAAAAUUAAGCUAAAGCCAAAUCCAAAGCCAAACACCAGUUUUCUCACUCUUAUCCGUGGAUAAUCUUAUUCCGUUUUUUUGCCACCCACAGUUCGUUGGCUCAAGACCAGUCCAAUCCAACAGGUGAAGGAUGAAUUCUGGUUUUUCUAGCACCGGUGACCAUUUGAGGGCUAACUGGACUCCACCUCAAGACAGCUUCUUCAUUGACCUUUUGCUAGAACAAGUGAGCAAAGGGAACAAAACUGGUCAUGGAUUUAGGAAACAAGCAUGGGCAGAUAUGAUUGUACUCUUUAAUACCAAAUUUGGAUUUAAGUAUGAUACAGACAUUCUGAAAAAUCGAUACAAAAGAUUGAGGAAGCAGUACAGUGAGAUGAAGAGCCUUGUUGAUCAGGGUAAUUUUAGAUGGGAUGAAUCGCAACAGAUGAUAACAGCUGAUGAUAGUGUAUGGAAUGACUAUAUCAAGGCCCACCCUGAAAUGCAACCAUACAGAACAAAAGUCGUUUCAUAUUAUAACGAGUUGUGCAUAAUAUGUGGGCAUGCAGUUGCUGAUGGAAGAUACAGUCUUUCAUGUUAUGAUGUAGACUUUGAAAACGAAGCAAUAGGAAUUGAUUGUCAAGAUCCCAUUAAUGAUGAUCCUAAAAUUGAGUGGUCACAGACUAUGGACCAAUUUUUUGUUGAACUUAUGUUGGAUGAGGUGUGUAAAGGGAAUAAGGCCGGUCGCUCUUUCAAGAAGAAAUCAUGGGUGUCCAUGAUCACAUCUUUUAAUGAGAAAUUCGGAUUUCAGCGUGGUAGGGCUGUCUUGAAAAACCGGUAUAGUAUAUUUAGGAGGCAUUACAGUAGCAUUAAGAUUCUGCUUGAUCAAAGGGGGUUUAAGUGGGAUGAAACAGAACAAAAGAUGGUAGCUGAUGAUCGGGUCUGGAAUAAAUAUAUCAAGGCACAUCCCAGUUUUCGUAUGUAUAGAAAUAAAGCUAUGCCAUAUUAUUCUGAUAUGUGCAUCAUAUGUGGAAAUGAAGCUAGAAUUUUGAAAAAAGCUACUUCAAGUUGCAAUCUAGCUCUUGAUAAGGGAACCCUUGCAAAAAAAACUGAUGGAGAAGCUAUGCCUAUUGUUGACAAACAUUAUGCUCACGGAAAACCAUUAGGUUCAAGCAGUGUCAAGAAUUUAUCAGAUCAAAAGAAAAGGCAUUGUCCUCAAAUACCAGAAACCUUACAACAGUCUAAAAAAGCACAAAGAACGGAUGGAGUUGAGGCCGUUAAUGCUCUAGAAGAUAUGGCAGUCGCAGUGUCUUCAUUGAAGAAGAAACUAAAGAAAGAGGAAUCUGUAUCCAUAGAGAAGGUUAUUGGUGUCUUGAAGUCUAUACCAGACAUCGACGAUGAUCUAUUACUAGAUGCCUGUGACUUUUUAGAGGAUGAAGGGAGAGCCAGAAUGUUUUUAGCACUGGAUGCUGCAUUCCGAAAGAAGUGGUUGAUGAGAAAGCUUCGUCCACAGUAAUCUAUCUUUUUCCUCCCCUGGGCUGUAAAAGUGUAUAGCUUUCUCAAUUCACCAAUAAAGUAGUCAAGAAUUAUAGUCAUUAUACUGUGCUCUGGGUUGUAGUAAGGGUCAUUGAAUUAGUUGAUGUAGGGUUAAAUCUAAUGACAGUAAUAUUUUAAUUUAUUUUCUAUUAUUUUGACAACAUAUUUUAA
Prunus avium (sweet cherry) is the source of this 1854-nucleotide messenger RNA. Its product is annotated as L10-interacting MYB domain-containing protein-like. Lineage: Eukaryota; Viridiplantae; Streptophyta; Magnoliopsida; Rosales; Rosaceae. The record is from RefSeq and is a predicted model, not a curated record.